This is a messenger RNA of Gadus morhua (Atlantic cod), 1061 nucleotides long. It is a transcript of the gene immp2l, whose product is annotated as inner mitochondrial membrane peptidase subunit 2. The transcript has 5 exons. The record is from RefSeq and is a predicted model, not a curated record. Bases 210 to 752 code for a protein of 180 amino acids. NCBI's taxonomy places the organism in Eukaryota, Metazoa, Chordata, Actinopteri, Gadiformes, Gadidae. Gene Ontology annotation, cellular component: mitochondrial inner membrane peptidase complex; membrane. Gene Ontology annotation, molecular function: serine-type endopeptidase activity.
CUCUAGUAGGUCAACAACAGCACGCUGGUUCCGUACAUUAAAGGACAUCGGCCGGUUUCGGAGAGGACGAAGUCUAUAGAUACCUCAUUAAAGAUCCUCUUUAAUCAGCAUUCAAACGAAUACUAUUAAACGAUGCAACUACGGUUUACCUUUUGCAGAAAGAGCGUAUGAUUUGAACAAACAGUACUGUUCCGGUCCGUGACCAGCAGAUGGCGCAGCAGGCGGGCCGGCGGUACCUGCGGGCGUUCGUCGGCGGGUUCUUCGUGGCGGUCCCAGUCACCGUCACGGUUCUGGACCGCGUGGCCUACGUGGCCCGGGUGGAGGGCACCUCCAUGCAGCCCUUCCUGAACCCAGAGGGCGUGUCUGCGUGUGACGUCGUCUUGUUGAACCGCUGGCGCGUGCGGAACUACGAGGUACACCGCGGUGACAUCGUCUCCGUCGUGUCUCCUAAGAACCCCCAGCAGAAGAUCAUCAAAAGGGUGGUCGCCCUGGAGGGAGACUUCAUCAGAACACUGGGAUAUAAAAACCGCUACCUGCGCGUCCCUGAAGGCCACCUGUGGAUCGAGGGCGACCACCAUGGACACAGCCUGGACAGCAACAGCUUCGGACCGGUGUCAGUGGGUCUGCUCCAUGGCCACGCCUCUCACAUCAUCUGGCCGCCCAAUCGGUGGCAGCGGAUCCAGCGGUCCCUUCCUGAGGAUCGGGGCCCCCUGCUUAGCUCCCACGCUGCGGAGGAAGAGGAGGAGUUCUGAGGAGGACAACUGAUGAAGAGGAUCUUGUGGUCGAACUGAACAGCUGGACUUACUGUCGGGGGGGGGGAGGGCCCCAACAUCCUGUCUGUUAUGGGACGUUACCCUGAACCCAUCCACACGCUGUCUAUGGUUACCCGGAGGACCGGACCGAACACAGCAAGAUGCCAGCAGUACACCUGAUUUUACAUGAGGCGGGCCACUUGUAACCACGGCAACCAUUUUCAAUCACUGGCUUUGUUACUUACUUGUUAAUUCCCAUAAUACGGUCUGUUAUUUAUCUAAUGGAUUUAAAUACAAUAUUUUAUUCAA